AUGCAAGCUGAAGAUAACGCGAUACCAAAGGUGCAUACUCUAUCUGGAUUUGAUAAUUCUAGUGUUGUCACAAAAGGAGAGGUAAUACUCACCACAUUCGCUGAAGGAGUCGUCCAAGAUACAAAGUUCCAGGUCGUAGAUUUGGAGAUGGCUUACAAUAUGAUUCUUGGGAGACUAUGGAUCCACGAAAUGAAUGUUGUUCCUUCAACCUUGCAUCAAAAUGCUCAUCUCUGCCGUGGAUGUAGGGCAGUCGAUCGAAUCACGUUAAAUGUUUGUGUUUCUUUUGGAGCACAUUCAAUGGGGCAAGCACAUUGCCGAUUCUUCUAUGACCGCCUUUACAAUUUCAAGGGUACUGGAAAACCCGACCCCACCAUGAAGAGAUCUACAUUAGUAACCCUAAGAUCACAGUGCCCAAAAAAUAGCAAAACCGAUUCAGCUGUCUAUUUCUCACCAGGAUAUGGUUCUAACUACACUUUCUCCAAUACAUUCUAUGGAAAAGUUCUCGCUCACGAAUCUGUUCUUAGAGUUGAUCAGCAAUUAUCAUAUGGAGCUGACACGAAUGAACUUGUCAAUGAAUUUGCACAAAGUUUAGAGCAAUUCAGAAGGGCAUUUACAUUGUCAAUCAACAGGAUGGGAGGUCUCAAAGUGUUGACUGGUAAAAAUGGCGAAAUUCGCAGAGAUUGCAAGUUUACAAAUAAGAACAAUCCCAAUCUUUAG
This is a messenger RNA of Nicotiana attenuata, 717 nucleotides long. Its product is annotated as probable peroxidase 61. The transcript has 3 exons. Gene Ontology annotation, biological process: response to oxidative stress. NCBI's taxonomy places the organism in Eukaryota, Viridiplantae, Streptophyta, Magnoliopsida, Solanales, Solanaceae. The record is from RefSeq and is a predicted model, not a curated record. Bases 1 to 717 code for a protein of 238 amino acids. Gene Ontology annotation, molecular function: heme binding; peroxidase activity.